AUGACUACUGUCACUCUCCCACCUGGCGCCGACAGAUCCUAUGACUACGUCAUUGUCGGCGGUGGCACAGCUGGUUGUGUCCUGGGUACUCGGCUCGCCCAGUAUCUCCCAGAGUGUCGGGUAUUGAUUAUCGAAGCCGGUCCGAGCGAUCACAAUAUUCCAACCGUCCAAAAUCUGAAGGAAUGGCUUAGUGUCCUAGGCGGUGAUCUCGAUUACGAUUAUGAGACCACAGAGCAGCCGAAUGGGAACAGUCAUAUUCGCCACUCACGAGCAAAGGUAUUAGGCGGUUGUUCUUCGCAUAACACAAUGAUCGCAUUUCGUCCAUUCCGAUAUGAUAUGGAACGAUGGGUUGCGAAGGGUUGUCGCGGAUGGGAUUGGGAGACCAUGAUGGGGCACAUUGAUCAUCUACGGAACCAGAUCCAGCCAGUACAUAACCGCCAUCGCAAUCAGCUGACGAAGGACUGGAUCAAGUCUUGUUCGACAGCAAUGGAUAUUCCAAUUAUCCAAGAUUUCAACACCGAAAUUCUUGAUAAAGGUCAACUGAGCGAGGCCGUCGGCUUCUUUAAUAUCGCAUACAAUCCAGAUACCCACCAACGAAGUAGUGCCUCUGUUGCUUACGUUCAUCCAAUUAUCCGCGGCGAGGAACGGCGCCCGAACCUUACAAUUCUGACCGAAGCCCACGUCUCCAAGAUCAACAUCGAGAAGUCCAUCGCCGACAGCGUCGAUAUUACUCUCAAGUCCGGUGAUCGAUACACAGUUGUCCCUCGGAAGGAAAUUAUUCUUUGCGGCGGUGCAAUUGACACUCCGCGUUUGAUGCUGCUGUCCGGCCUCGGCCCCAGGGGUCAGCUCGAGGAACUAGGAAUCGAGGUGACAAAGGACAUCCCUGGCGUUGGCGAAAACCUUCAAGAUCAUGCCGAAGGCAUCAUCACGUGGGAGCUUGACCGGCAGGUACCACAAAACAAGACUACGAUGAAUUCCGACGCCGGGCUCUUCCUACGGAGAGAACCGGUCGGUGCCGCUGGAGACGACGGCAACGCGGCAGACUUGAUGAUGCAUUGUUAUCAAGCUUGUUACUCCCAUCACACUACACGAAUGGGAUUUGAGGAUAUCCCCGAGCCCUACGUCUUCUCCAUGACCCCGAACAUCCCACGCCCUCGAUCGCGCGGCCGAGUAUAUCUCAAGUCCGCAGAUCCCAAGGUCAAGCCGGCCCUCGAUUUCCAGUACUUUAGCGACCCAGAAGGCUAUGAUGACGCAACCAUGACCUGGGGAAUUAAGAUGGCACGCAAGAUAGCCAAAGAGAGUCCGUUCAAGGAUUGGUUAAGGCGCGAGGUAGCACCUGGGCCUGCGGUCCAAACGGACGAAGACAUUAGCAAAUACGUCCGUAGCGUGCACCAUACAGUCUACCAUCCAUGCGGGACAACAAAAAUGGGCGACCCUACUCAUGACAAGAUGGCCGUCGUGGACCCAGAACUUCGAGUCCGUGGUGUAAAGCGGUUGCGGAUUGCUGACGCGGGCGUCUUUCCUGACGUGCCCACAAUCAACCCGAUGCUCACUGUACUAGCGGUAGGCGAGCGAGCUGCCGAGUUAAUUGCUACUGGGGAGGGAUGGCGACCUGGUCCAUCUGCGAACUUGUAG
Fusarium mangiferae is the source of this 1635-nucleotide messenger RNA. RefSeq lists its product as uncharacterized. Lineage: Eukaryota; Fungi; Ascomycota; Sordariomycetes; Hypocreales; Nectriaceae. The coding region runs from base 1 to 1635 and encodes 544 amino acids. Gene Ontology annotation, molecular function: oxidoreductase activity, acting on CH-OH group of donors; flavin adenine dinucleotide binding. The record is from RefSeq and is a predicted model, not a curated record. The transcript has a single exon.